Kickxella alabastrina is the source of this 1030-nucleotide messenger RNA. Its product is annotated as Gar1/Naf1 RNA binding region-domain-containing protein. NCBI's taxonomy places the organism in Eukaryota, Fungi, Kickxellomycota, Kickxellomycetes, Kickxellales, Kickxellaceae. Gene Ontology annotation, cellular component: box H/ACA snoRNP complex. Bases 227 to 910 code for a protein of 227 amino acids. The record is from RefSeq and is a predicted model, not a curated record. Gene Ontology annotation, molecular function: box H/ACA snoRNA binding. The transcript has a single exon. Gene Ontology annotation, biological process: snoRNA guided rRNA pseudouridine synthesis; ribosome biogenesis.
CUGAAAGUGUAAAAAAAAGUAGCACUUUGGACUCUCUCUCACUUCUACUUCCUGACUAUAUAUUUUGUGAUCUAUAUUAUUGUUGUAUAUUAACAAAGCUAUCCACUUUUCUUUUCUAAUUUCUUUUCUCUUUCUAGAAAAAGCACCAGACUUUUUUUAGUAAAACAAAAAUAACGAGGCGGUUUUGAAAUCGUGUCCAUAGAAGGAGCAAAUAUAUAAAAUAACAAUGUCGCGAGGCGGAUUCGGUGGACGUGGCGGAGGAGGUUUCGGCGGAGGCCGUGGUGGUGGAGGACGCGGAGGAAGCCGCGGCGGAUUUGGCGGUGGCCAUGCCUCGUACGGACCCCCCGACACAGUGUCCGAGCUCGGCACCUACAUGCAUGCGUGCGAGGGCGAGAUGGUUUGCAAAUCGACAAGCGACAAGGUGCCGUACUUCAACGCACCGAUCUUCCUCGAGAACAAGACGCAGAUCGGCAAGGUUGACGAGAUCCUGGGCCCCAUCAACGAGGUCUACUUCACCGUGAAGCUUCAGGACGGUGUUGUUGCUGACUCGUUCAAGGCCAGCGACCGCGUGUUUAUUGCGCCCGACAGACUGCUGCCCCUGGAGCGCUUCCUGCCCAAGCCCAAGUCUGCUGGCGGUGUGAAGAAGCGCGGUGGUGCUGCUCCUGGCGGCCGUGGCGCUGCUCGCGGCGGCUUUGGUGGUCGCGGUGGUAGCCGUGGUGGCUUCGGCGACCGUGGUGGUCGUGGCGGUGCUCGUGGCGGCUUUGGUGGCCGCGGCGGAGGCCGUGGUGGAUUCAGCGACCGUGGCGGCCGCGGUGGGUUCGGCGGAAGCCGUGGUGGGUUUGGCGGAGGCCGCGGUGCUCCCCGUGGUGGCAGCAGCUUCAGCGGCGGCCGUGGUCGUGGUGGAUACUAAGCUGUCGCAACCAGCAUUUCCUCAUUCCCCUUCAUAUUUCCAGCUUGCUAUAAUGGACGUUGUUUCUCUUUUCUUUCACUUUUUUACAUACUUUUUUUUAAAAAAAAUCACACCCACUUA